Molecule: messenger RNA, 4329 nt
Organism: Neoarius graeffei (lesser salmon catfish)
Lineage: Eukaryota; Metazoa; Chordata; Actinopteri; Siluriformes; Ariidae
Product: alpha-2-macroglobulin-like
Exons: 34
Coding region: 1-4329 (1442 amino acids)
Cellular component (GO): extracellular region
Molecular function (GO): endopeptidase inhibitor activity
Source: RefSeq, a predicted model, not a curated record
AUGGACUUCAUGAUGGGGGUCAGGCAGGCCCACAGAAAUGUGAGGCUACUGUUAGCCUACAUCCUCUUUAUUUCUGUUUAUGGACAAACCUCAGGACCAUAUUUCAUGGUGACAUUUCCUGCAGUAAUCGAGUCUGGCUCUGAUGCUAAGUUCUGUGUGAGUCUUUUGAAGCCAAAUGAGGCUCUGCAACUGAACAUUUAUCUGGUUCACAACAACCAGUGCAGAACUCUUUUGCAAGAGACAGUGGAAAAGGAGAUUCACCACUGCUCUCAUUUUGAGGCUCCACAGGUUGAACAUGCAUCAGUGCAGGAGAUCAAAGUAGAAGUCAAAGGUGAACGCUUUAAGAUUACAGAGAAAAGGAAAGUGAUGUUUAAAUCCUACAACACAUUGGUAUUUAUUCAGACUGAUAAACCAAUCUACAAUCCAGGCCAAACAGUGAAUUUCAGAAUUGUCUCUAUGGAUUCUAAUUUUAUUCCAAUUAAACAAAAGUACAGCUCAGUAAUUCUUGAGGAUAAUCAUCGUAACAGGAUUGGGCAGUGGACGAACGUGUCCUCAACAGGCCUGAUACUGCAGCUUUCUCAUGAGCUAAAUGCUGAAGCUCCACAAGGCUAUUAUUCAUUGACUGCUAAAAUUGAAAACAGGUUGAUCACACACCAAUUUAAGGUGGAAAAGUAUGUUUUACCCAAGUUUGAGAUUACAAUAAAAGCACAAGAAAAGCACAGCAUUGGUGAGGAGGAACUGAAUCUGGAGGUUUGCGGAAAAUACACUUAUGGGCAGCCAGUACCUGGUGCAGCACUGGUGCAAGUGUGUCAUAAAUUUAUACAACCUUAUGGUCAUCAUUUUGGUGCCCCAUUGAUUUCACCAUGCCUGAUUGAAACAGUGAAGAUGAAUCAGACUGGUUGUGCCCUCCUUAAACUGAAUAUAUCAGCUUUCAUAAAUUCUGAAUUUCAAGGUAAUUUUGAGGAACGUCUUGACGCUACUGUUACACUGACAGAGGAAGGAACAGAAUUGUCCAUUGUAAAAUCUGUAAUCAUAAAGCUCACUUACCAAAUUGGUCAAGUGGAACUUUUGGAUUUACCAAAACACUUUGAACGGGAAAGAGUUAUAGAAGGAGGAAUUAAAGUUACAACCUUCAGUGGAACACCAGUUCCGAACAAGAAGGUUUAUCUUUUGGAAGGUUACUGGCCUGACAAGAUACUACUCAAUCUCACUACAGGUAGUAAUGGAUUGGCAAACUUCUCAGUUGCUUCACCUGAACCUCCUACUCCAGAGAUAACAUUGAGGGCAAAUGUCCAUCCAGAGGGAAAUUACCAAGGACACAAAGCACCAUUCUUUACACCUGCUGUUGCACGUAUACAACUGCUCCAACCUGCCACACCUUACAAUCCAGUAUUCAGUGAACUGUCAAUAGAGAGCUCAGAGGAACUGUUUAAGUGUGGUACUGAAAUUCCCAUAACUGUUAAUUAUUAUAUUGUUGGGGAAACUACUGAAAAAUACAGCAUUGACAUUAUAUACAUGGUCUUAUCUAAAGGAGCCAUAGUCCAUCAUGGGCAUGAAAAAGUUGAAGUGGAAGACUCUACAGAUGUCAGAAAAGGCAAAAUCUCAUUCAAACUAUCUGUUGUUGCUGAGCUGGCUCCUGUACUGCAGGUUCUGGCAUACUCUCUCCUGCCCAGUGAGAAUGUCAUUGCUGCUAGCAAGAAUUUUAAUGUGGAAAAAUGUUUCAGAAAUAAGGUUUCGCUACAGUUCUCUCCCUCUAAAGCAGUUCCUGGUGAGAAAAACACUGUUGAGCUCACGGCUCAUCCUGGUUCACUGUGUGGCCUCAGUGUUGUAGAUCAGAGUGUGUUCAUCUUGGAGUCUGGAGCACGCCUAAACACUGAAAAGAUAUUUAAUUUGUUGCCGGUGACAACGGUAUCGGAUUACCCCUAUCUCGUCAAAGAUAAUCUGGAGUGCUUGUAUGUUAGACAUCGACGGGCUGUACCGAUUGACCAUGCUUACAAUACAUUAAAGGGAGUGGGGCUCAAGGUGGCAACAAAUUUGGCUGUUGGAGUACCACAGUGUGUGAUAUAUAAAGGCAUACAAUUUCAUCGCAGGUUUGGAUAUUAUUACGGUACAUCCAGGCCCUUUUUGGCAUCAAAUACUUUGGGUGUUCCAGCACUUGGCGCAGCUUCUCCAUAUAAUGAGCCCAUUGAGACAGUUCGUAAAUUCUUCCCGGAGACUUGGAUAUGGCAACUGUCUGAAGUUGGGAACUCUGGAUCAGCACAUCUUCCUGUCACUGUUCCUGACACCAUCACCACUUGGGAGACAGAAGCUUUCUGUGUUUCCUCUGUGGGUCUGGGACUGGCUCCUCCUGUUCAGCUCACAGUAUUUCAGCCCUUCUUCCUGGAGCUCUCAUUGCCCUACUCCAUUAUUCGGGGAGAGGUUUUUGAGCUGAAGGCCACUGUCUUCAAUUAUCUUUCCAAAUGCAUUAUGGUUAAAGUGACUCCAGCCCCCUCCUCAGACUACACUCUGAAGCCCUCUUCUGAUGGCGAGUAUACAUCCUGUCUGUGUGCAAACGGCAGAACAACCUUCAAAUGGACUCUGAUUCCCACUGUGCUUGGAGUCUUGAAUGUGACAGUGAGUGCAGAGGCAGAACAAUCCCAGACUGUGUGUGACAAUGAAAUCGUGAGUGUCCCAGAGAGAGGCCGUAUUGACACAGUUACACGGAGUCUGAUUGUACAGGCUGAAGGAACUGAGAAGGUGAAGAGCCAGAGCUGGUUAUUAUGUCCACAGGGCAACAGUGUUUCAGAGGAGCCGGAGCUGAUUCUUCCUCAAGAUGUAAUAGAGGGAUCAGCACGAGCUUCUGUUUCAGUAAUUGGAGACAUACUUGGGCGUUCAUUAAAAAAUCUGGAUGGGUUGCUUCAGAUGCCAUAUGGCUGUGGAGAACAAAACAUUGCUCUCCUUGCUCCCAAUAUCUACAUUCUUCAGUAUCUAGAGAACACUGAGCAGCUCACCACAGCUAUCCGUGAGAGGGCUACUGGCUUCCUUAAGAGUGGAUACCAGAGGCAACUUAACUAUAAACAUUUGAGUGGUGCAUACAGUACAUUUGGCAGGGGAGAGGGGAACACGUGGUUAACUGCUUUUGUUUUGAGGACAUUUGGCAAAGCACAACGUUACAUCUUUAUUGAUCCAGAAAGCAUUAAUAGUGCAAAGCAAUGGCUUUUAAGUAAGCAGAGAUCAGAUGGCUGUUUUAUACGCCAAGGGCGUCUCUUCAAUAACAGAAUGAAGGGUGGUAUAAAUGAUGAUGUGACUAUUACUGCCUACAUCACUGCAUCAUUGCUUGAAUUGGGUAAUACUGUCCAGGAUCCUGUUGUAAAUAAUGGACUGUUGUGCCUCAAGUCUUCUACUGGUAACCUGACAAACACCUACACCACUGCACUGUUGGCCUACACUUUCAGUCUGGCUGGAGAGAAUAAAAUUCGGGAGCAGCUACUAAAACAGCUUGAUAGUGUUGCCAUUUCAGGAGAUGGUCGUCUUCAUUGGUCUCAGUCAGCAUCGGAUGACUCCGGCGCAUUGUCAGUGGAAAUCAGCUCCUACGUUCUUCUAGCUGUUCUCACUGAAGGUCAGCUCACUGCUGCUGAUUUGGGUUAUGCUAAUAGGAUAGUCAGCUGGCUGGUGAAACAGCAAAAUCCUUAUGGAGGCUUUUCCUCCACCCAGGACACAGUUGUGGCCCUCCAAGCUCUGGCGCUGUACUCCUCUAAAGUAUUCAGCUCAGAUGGCUCUAGUACAGUAACUGUAAAGUCAGCAGAUGGAGACAGUCACAACUUUGAUGUGAACCAGAACAACAAGUUACUGUACCAAGAAAGAUCAUUGCAGAAUGUUCCUGGAAAAUACAGCAUUGAUGUGAAGGGCUCAACCUGUGUGUCAGUACAGAUAGCACUUUUCUACAAUGUCCCCGUACCUAAAGAAUCCAGUACACUGAGCAUCACAGCGAAGACUGAAGGAAACUGCACAAAAUCAUUUGGACAAACUUUGUCCAUCAAGUUCACUGUUGGAUAUACUGGGUCAUUUAGCAGCACUAACAUGAUCAUAGUGGACAUAAAACUCUUAUCAGGGUUCACAGCAGAUCCUGGUGAACUGAAAAAUACCAUUUUUGUGGAACGGGUUGAUUCUAAAAAUGACCAUAUUAUCACAUAUAUCAGUGAGCUCCCAAAGAAUAUUCCUAUCAACUAUAAGCUACACACUAAACAGGUGCUUCCUGUCAAGAAUCUCAAGCCAGCGGUGAUCAAAGUUUAUGAUUACUACCAAACAAGUGACUAUUCAGAGGUGGAGUACACCUCCCCGUGUGUGUAG